AUGGUCCACCCAAAGCCCGGCUCCACCCGCAGCAGGAUUCCCUGGCCCCCACGGUCAGUGGCCCGCACCUUCCUGCAGAGGAACAUGGUCAUCCUGUGGCUGCUGCCAUCCUGCCUCUCCCUGCCUCCCACGCAGGAUCAGACCAAGAUUCCUCUGGACACGGUGAGGCUGUGGGCAGACACCUUCGGCAGGGACCUGUAUCACACCGUGACCAAAUACUCGGGCUCCCUUUUACUGCAGAAGAAGUACGAAGACGUGGAGUCCAGUCUGCAGAUCGAGGAGGUGGACGGCCUGGCGCUGGUGAAGCAGUUCUCAGAGGACAUGGAGACCAUGCUCCGCAGCAAAGUGGAGGCAGUGCAGAGGCUGGUGGAGGCCGCCGAAGAGGCUGAUCUGAACCACGAAUUCAACGAGUCUCUGGUGUUUGACUAUUACAACUCGGUCCUGAUCAACGAGAGAGAUGAGCAUGGCCGCUACGUGGAACUGGGAGCGGAGCUGGUCCUGGAGGCCAAUGCCCACUUCAGCAACCUGAGGGUGAACACCUCCCUGAGCAGUGUACAGCUGCCCACCAAUGUGUACAACAAAGACCCCCACAUUUUAAAUGGCAUCUACAUGUCUGAAGCCUUGAACCCUGUUUUUGUGGAGAACUUCCAGAGAGACCCGACACUGACAUGGCAAUAUUUCGGCAGCUCAAAUGGAUUCUUCAGGAUCUAUCCAGGUUUCAAGUGGACCCCUGAUGAGAAUGGAGUCAUUACCUUCGACUGCCGGAACCGUGGUUGGUACAUACAGGCUGCGACGUCGCCCAAGGACGUGGUGAUCCUCAUUGAUGUGAGCGGCAGCAUGAAGGGGCUGAGACUGGCCAUCGCCAAGCACACCGCCUCCACCAUCCUGGACACCUUGGGCGAGAACGACUUCGUGAAUGUCAUCGCGUACAACGAUUACAUCCAUUACCUCGAACCUUGCUUUAAAGGGAUCCUCGCUCAGGCAGAUCAAGACAACCGGGAGCAUUUCAAACAGCUGGUGGAGGAGCUGAUGGUCAAAGGUGUGGGAAUCGUGAACCAAGCCCUGAGCGAAGCCUUCCGGAUCCUCCAGCAGUUCCAGGAAGCCAGGCAAGGAAGCCUAUGUAACCAGGCCAUCAUGUUGAUCACGGACGGAGCUGUGGAGGACUACGAGCCAGUGUUUGAGAAGUUUAACUGGCCAGACCGAAAGGUCCGAGUGUUCACUUACCUCAUUGGGAGAGAAGUGUCUUUUGCUGACCGGAUGAAGUGGAUCGCAUGCAACAACAAAGGCUACUACACACAGAUCUCCACGCUGGCAGACGCCCAGGAGAACGUGAUGGAGUACCUGCAUGUGCUCAGCCGUCCCAUGGUCAUCAACCAUGACCAUGACAUCAUCUGGACAGAAGCUUACCUGAACAGCAAGCUCUUCACUUCGCAGGCCCAGAGCUUGACCCUGCUGACCACCGUCGCCAUGCCGGUCUUCAGCAAAAAGAACAGAACGCGAUCCCACGGCAUCCUCCUGGGUGCGGUGGGCUCUGAUGUGGCCCUGCAAGAGCUGAUGAAGCUGGCUCCUCAGCACAAGCUGGGGGUGCACGGAUACGCCUUUCUGAACACUAACAACGGCUACAUCCUCUCACACCCUGACCUGCGACCCUCGUAUAGAGAGGGGAAGAAGCUGAAGGCCAAGCCCAACUACAACAGCGUGGACCUCUCUGAAGUGGAAUGGGAGGGCCACGCCCAACGCCUAAGAACAGCCAUGAUCAAUGGGGAAACUGGUUCUCUGUCUAUGGAAGUGAAGGUGCCGUUGGACAAAGGGAAGCGUGUCCUUUUCCUGACCCAUGAUUACUUCUUCACACACAUCAGGGACACGCCUUUCAGUUUGGGAGUGGUGCUGUCCCAGGGCCACGGAGAAUACGUCCUCCUGGGGAACACAUCUGUGGAAGAAGGCCUGCAUGACCUGCUUCACCCAGAUCUGAUGCUGGCCAGUGGAUGGAUCUACUGCGUCACAGAUAUCGACCCAGACCACCAGAAGCUCAGUCAGCUGGAGGCCAUGACCCAGUUCCUGACGGGGGAGGACCCAGACUUGGAAUGUGAUGAGGAGCUGGUGCAGAAGGUCCUGUUUGACGCAGUGGUGACAGCCCCCAUGGAGGCCUACUGGACGGGACUGGCUCUCAACAGCUCAGAAGAGCCCCAGGAAGUGGUGGACAUGGCGUUUCUGGGCACUCGGGCGGGUCUCCUUAGAAGCGGUUUGUUCGUGGGCUCCGAGAAGGUCGCCGACAAGAAGUUCCUGACUCCUGAGGACGAGGACAGCACAUUCACCAGGGGCCACUUCCCUCUGUGGUACCGCCAAGCCGCGGAGCAGCCAGCUGGCAGCUUUGUCUACAACCUCCGCUCCGCAGAGGCACCAGAGAGUCCAGGCGAGCCUGCGGUGGUGACAGUGAGCACAGCUGUGACCUUGACCGUGGACAGGAAGACCGCCAUCGUUGCAGCGGUGGGCGUUCAGGUCAAGCUGGCCUUCCUCCAACGCAAGUUCUGGGCGGCGACACAACAGUGCAGUGUGGAGGAACCAUGCCCAGGGAGCUGCCAGGACAGCGACCUGGACUGCUUCGUCGUAGACAACAAUGGGUUCAUCCUGAUCUCUGAGCGGGCCCAGCAGACAGGAAGAUUUCUGGGGGAGGUUGAUGGUGCCUUCAUGACCCAACUGCUCAGCAUGGGGGUGUUCAGCCAAGUGACCAUGUACGACUACCAGGCCAUGUGCAAGCUCCCGGGUCACCACCAGAACUCGGCUCAGCCCCUGGCCAGCCCAAUCCCUGCCUUCCUGACUGCUACCAAGUGGCUGCUGAAUGAGCUCUUGCUGUUCCUGCUGCAGUGGAGUGCCUGGGGAAGCUGGCAUGGGGAUAGUGGGGCCGCCGCCAAAGGCGUGCUCCAUCACGCCCACAAGCACAAGAGACUGGACCUGCUGCAGCCAUGCGAUACGGAGUACCCAGUGUUUGUGCACCAGGCGGCUGUCCGGGAGACCAACGGCUUCAUCGAGUGUGGGACCUGCCAGAAGAUGUUCAUGAUGCAACAGAUUCCCAAGAGUAACCUCCUCCUCCUGGUGACAGACUCCACGUGUGAUUGUAGCAUCUUCCCUCCUGUCCUGCAGGAGGCCACAGAAGUCAAAUAUAACGCCUCUGUCAAGUGUGACAGGAUGCGCUCCCAGAAGCUGCGGCAGCGACCGGAUUCCUGCCACGCUUUCCACCCAGAGGAGAACGCACAGGACUGUGGCGGCACCUCUCACAUCGCAGCCUCACCCUGCCUGCUCCUGCUGCCUCUGUGUGCCUGGAUGCUACCGGCCCAGCUUCUGCCAUGACACCCACCCAGCCGGACCUCUGCUUCAGCAAGGCGACCCUUUCCAAUUUGUUCUAGAGUCAGCAACAGAUGUAGAAUCAACCUCCUCCCCCCAGGCCACUGCCGUCUCAGACCUCGGCUAGCAGUCCAUGAGCCCUGAGAUUGCCGAGCAGAACAAGAAACCAAGUCCUGUGUCCCAGAAGGCACUUCCCAAUGAGUGCCUGGUGCUGACGGCUGCAGGUCUCAAGGGUCAUCCUGCCACCCUGAAGAGGAGGCCCAGGAAGAGCUCAACCUGGGCCCCGACUGGAGAAUGUGUUAGACUCUUCAGACAGGCCCAAUAAGAGGAAGGCGCAGCUCUGCCUAAAGAAUCAAGUGACCUUCAGGAGAACCCACGGAACUACAGAAAGAGCAGGGCGAGGCGACUGCAACGCUAACAACAGAUCGUGCCCCCACCCCACACAGCUUCCCGAGUGAGGGCCACGACAGAGCGCUGGUCACGGGCAAAAUGAGGCAGAGAAGCGUGGACACGGAAGACCCAGAACAGGCGCAGACGUGAAAUCCUUUUAGAAAACAUCAGCAGGGGUACCCGUAACACAAACGAUUGCUGUUAAAGAAUGUCUAAAAAUUCCUAACUUUUGCAUCGAUUUCAUCAAAAACCAGUUGUGGAGACCCAAAGCCCAUCUGUAGACAACUGGACAUCCCCUCACGGAAGGGUCACAAGGAAGAGA
Messenger RNA from Echinops telfairi (small Madagascar hedgehog), 4054 nucleotides. RefSeq names its product calcium voltage-gated channel auxiliary subunit alpha2delta 4 (gene CACNA2D4). Gene Ontology annotation, molecular function: voltage-gated calcium channel activity. The transcript has 38 exons. The record is from RefSeq and is a predicted model, not a curated record. Lineage: Eukaryota; Metazoa; Chordata; Mammalia; Afrosoricida; Tenrecidae. Gene Ontology annotation, cellular component: voltage-gated calcium channel complex. Bases 1 to 3348 code for a protein of 1115 amino acids.